Molecule: messenger RNA, 912 nt
Organism: Sphenostylis stenocarpa
Lineage: Eukaryota; Viridiplantae; Streptophyta; Magnoliopsida; Fabales; Fabaceae
Source: the annotation of a GenBank genome assembly
AUGGCGCACACAUCCCUUUUCACUCCCUCUUCCUCUCUCAGAUUCAACCCUCUUCUUCUGUCCUCCACUCCCUCUUCUUCUUCUCUUUCCAACAACCUUUCUUUUCCUACCCUCUCCAGGAAACUAAGGAAAUCAGUAGAAGUUAGAAAGAUUAAUAAAAAUUCUUCUGUGAAGGCAGUGGAUGGUGAUGAAUUUUGGACACCUGAGAGGAGUUCACGUCAGGAUAUUUGGUCCAUAAGGAGUGAUUUGCAAGUCCCAUCUUCCCCUUAUUUCCCUGCCUAUGCACAAGGACAAGGGCCACCCCCCAUGGUGCAGGAGCGUUUCCAGAGCGUUAUAAGUCAGCUUUUCCAAUAUAGAAUAAUCCGUUGUGGUGGAGCUGUUGAUGACGAUAUGGCAAAUAUCAUAGUUGCGCAGCUUCUGUACCUUGAUGCUGUUGAUCCUACCAAGGAUAUUGUCAUGUAUGUAAAUUCUCCAGGUGGCUCGGUUACAGCUGGUAUGGCAAUAUUUGAUACAAUGAGGCACAUUCGACCUGACGUGUCUACUGUUUGUGUUGGAUUAGCGGCUAGUAUGGGAGCUUUUCUGCUUAGCGCAGGGACCAUUGGGAAGAGAUACAGUUUGCCAAAUUCAAGGAUAAUGAUACAUCAACCGCUUGGUGGUGCUCAAGGAGGGCAAACUGACAUAGAUAUUCAGGCUAAUGAAAUGCUGCAUCACAAGGCAAACCUGAAUGGAUAUCUCUCUUAUCACACUGGCCAAAGUUUAGAGAAGAUCAACCAGGAUACAGACCGUGACUUUUUUAUGAGUGCAAAAGAAGCCAAGGAAUAUGGACUCAUAGAUGGAGUGAUUAUGAAUCCUCUCAAAGCUCUCCAGCCAUUAGAGGCUGCAGCAGAGGGUAAAGAUCGAGCUAGUGUUUGA